AUGGGUUUCCCGUCUUACUGCAAGUGGGUUGCUCUCGCCUUGGCUGCGACUGCGGCUGCGCAGACUACUACCAGCUGCGACCCUAUGAAUAAGACUUGCCCAGCAGACACCGGUCUGAACAAGUACCGUCUCAACACCGACUUUACCGCUGGAUCUCUAGGUCGCUGGAACACCACCGCCGGCACCGUAACCACCACCGACCUAGGCGCCAAGUUCACCAUCACCGAACAGGGUGACGCGCCGACAAUCGAAAGCGAGUUCUACAUCUUCUUCGGCCAUGUCGACGUCAAGAUGAGAACCGCGAACGGCACCGGUAUUGUCAGCACCUGGAUCCUCGAGUCCGACGAUCUCGACGAGAUCGACUGGGAACAAAUCAGUACCUGGGACACUGAAGCCGAAACCGACUACUUCGGAAAAGGCAACACAACCUCCUACGACCGCGGCACAACCGUAACAGUCUCAACCCCAGAAGAAACAUUCCACACCUACUCAGUCGACUGGACCGCCGAGCGCAUCGAGUGGCUCCUGGACGGCGUCGUCGUGCGCACACUCGAGUACGCCGAUGCCGUCGACGGCACAAACUACCCCCAAACGCCCAUGCGCAUCCGCAUCGGCAUCUGGGCCGGCGGCGACCCAGAUAACUCCGAGGGUACGAUCGAGUGGGCCGGCGGCGAGACUGACUACACCGAAGGUCCGUUCUCGUUCUACGUUGAGUCGGUCAAUAUCAUCAACUACACCCCGGCUUCCGCGUACAGGUACACCGAUAAGACGGGCGACUACACCAGCAUCAAGGCUACGAACGCUACUAUCUCUACCAACUUGAGCUCGUCGAACUCUAGCUCCAGUGUCGCUUCCAGUAAGACUUCGUCUUCGGCUAAGGCUAGCUCGUCGUUGAUUGCUUCUUCGUCGGCGUCGGCUUCUGCGGCGGCUUCUUCCAUGAGUUAUGUCUCUGCUGCCCCGGCUUACUAUAGUUCUAUCUUUGCUAUGGCUGUGGGAUCGGUCGUUGCUGGCUUGAUGCAGUUUUAG
Molecule: messenger RNA, 1026 nt
Organism: Penicillium psychrosexuale
Lineage: Eukaryota; Fungi; Ascomycota; Eurotiomycetes; Eurotiales; Aspergillaceae
Product: glycoside hydrolase family 16 protein
Exons: 3
Coding region: 1-1026 (341 amino acids)
Biological process (GO): fungal-type cell wall organization; carbohydrate metabolic process
Cellular component (GO): fungal-type cell wall
Molecular function (GO): glycosyltransferase activity; hydrolase activity, hydrolyzing O-glycosyl compounds
Source: RefSeq, a predicted model, not a curated record